AUGCCAAAAUGUUAUGCUUCAUUCCUAUCCUCUUUAAACACACUCAUUGAAGAAGAAGAAAUGCUUCGUGAUUCAGCAGUUCAAAUGAUAGGACUUGCACAAGAAGCAUAUGAUCAUGCAUUACCUUAUUUAUUCCAAAGGGAACAAUUUGUCGAUUUAUUGGGAAUGCAACUGCAAUAUGCACAAAUUGCAACUGAAAUUGAGGCUGCCAGGUUAUUGACAUACAAUGCAGCUAGAAUGAAGAUGCUUUAUUGA
This is a messenger RNA of Entrophospora candida, 255 nucleotides long. The record is from the annotation of a GenBank genome assembly. Lineage: Eukaryota; Fungi; Glomeromycota; Glomeromycetes; Entrophosporales; Entrophosporaceae.